This is a messenger RNA of Phlebotomus argentipes, 1869 nucleotides long. RefSeq names its product asparagine synthetase domain-containing protein CG17486. Lineage: Eukaryota; Metazoa; Arthropoda; Insecta; Diptera; Psychodidae. The transcript is spliced from 3 exons. Bases 115 to 1815 code for a protein of 566 amino acids. The record is from RefSeq and is a predicted model, not a curated record. Gene Ontology annotation, molecular function: asparagine synthase (glutamine-hydrolyzing) activity.
CAGCGCACUCUGCGGUCUAUGGCCGAAAUUCACCACUUUCGACGAGUUCGUGGAAACCCUUCAGAGUGUUGCAUUUGACACGUUUCGUGUCAUGUUUAUGAAAUCCACGUGAAAAUGUGUGGUAUUUUCUGCCUCUUCCCACGCUCGAAUCCUUCAGUGAAUUGCCCAGGAAACUUUGGAGACAUCUACGAAGAGCAUUUUCGAGAUACUCUAAACCGGCGAGGACCAGACUAUGCGAAAUCUUACACUUUUCAAGGAAUAUUCUUCGCAGCUCAUGUUCUGUGGCAUCAAGGAGGGGAUCUAUGUCCUCAACCUAUUGAGGACGAACAUGGAAUACUUAUUUUCAACGGGGAUCUCUUUAUGGAUGAGAUAACAGUGGCGAAAAGUGACACUUCUUGGCUUUUGGAUGCCUUGUCGAGGUGUUCGAGUUCGGAGGACGUGAAAAAUCUUCUGAGAAUUCUGACUGGACCUUUCUGCUUUGUAUACUACCAGAAAUCCAGCAGAUCUUUGCUCUUCUGUCGAGAUAUUCUGGGACGAAAUUCACUACUCAUAGGAGUAAAGGAAGACAGUGUCGUUCUUACCAGUGCAGGAGAGAAAUCUUCAGAAUACAAUUUAAUAGAGGUUCCUCCUCUUGGCCUCUACGAAAUUCUUUGGGACGCUGGUGAAAUGAAAAUCAGUUUUUGGGAUGAAAUGAUAAGUUGUACAAAUUACUUUCUCACUGAAGAAGCUUUCCUGAAAAGCCAUAUCGAAUCUAAAGGGAUGAAAUACUCAAGCACUAAAGAUUUUAUUAAUCCUGUCUGGCUAGAGAAGCAUUCCAUGGAAUUUGAUUAUUCAUUCAAAGUGAUUUUCGAGGGAAUCAGUAAAGAACCUCCUGAUCAAUUGCUUCAAAGAGGUCAAUCCUUAAUAUUUCCUGUAAUAAAGAAGCUAAUAGGAUUGCUCGAAACCUCUGUUAGAGAUAGAGUGACGACAACGGUGAAGAGAUGCAAGAAUUGUCUGAGAAAUUCGGACGCUUCACAUUGCAAUCAUGCAAAAGUUGGAAUUCUCUUCUCAGGAGGAAUUGAUUGUUCAAUUCUUGCCAUUUUAGCAGAUAAAUUCAUCCCAAGAGACACUGGAAUAGAUCUGCUGAACGUGGCUUUCGAGAAAAACACCCCGAAAGGGAAGGAAAUCGACUGGAAUGUUCCAGAUAGACAGUCAGCCAAGGAAGCCCUAGAAGAGCUUAAGCGUGUCUGCCCAGAAAGGACAUGGAAUCUUAUUGAAGUAAAUGUAGCGAAAGAGGAAAAGACUGAAUGCCUGACCAAGAAUGUUUGCCACUUGAUCUAUCCCCGAAAUACCAUUUUGGACGAGUCUUUGGGAGUGGCUCUCUGGUUCGCUGCACGCGCAGAGGACAAUUCAACGUGCAGAGUUCUCCUCAUUGGAUCAGGAGCUGAUGAACUCUUCGGCGGCUACACUCGCCACCGAGUGGCUUUUGAUCGUGGUGGUGAAGAGUCGCUGAAGCAGGAGUUGGAGAAUGAUUGGGCUCGUCUGCCCAGUCGCAAUCUGGCCAGAGAUGACAGAGUAAUUUGCGAUCAUGGCGUCACUCAAAGAUCUCCAUUUAUUGAGGAGCGCCUUGUGAGUUUUCUGCUGCACUUGCAACCACUGCAAAAGUGUUUUCCGCCUCUUGGACCUGGAGUUGGCGACAAGACGCUCCUCAGGAUCUGUGGAUACCACUUGGGACUCAGGAAGACAGCCUGGAGAGGCAAGAAAGCCCUUCAGUUCGGCUCCAGAGUGGCCAAUAGCCAGCAAAAUGCAAAUGAUAUCUCUCAGUUUCUCACCUGAUAUGCCUGAAAUGAUAAAACGUGCAAGUAUUGGCUUAGAAACUUUCUCAGAAAU